AUGGAAGACGAUCUUUCCCUUUCUCAGACCCUGGGUGGCUUGCGAAUUGUGAAUCCUGACAACGAAUCAUCACCUACAUCGUCAACAGAAGCUACAUUGUCGACGACAAGGCCUACCUCGAUCAAUACCGCAGAAACUGAUCAUUCAUCACUGUCUCAAAGAGCAUCGCCCCUGAGUCUAUCCUUUCUAUAUCGUGGCGAGUCACCCACCGAAUUCUCUACAUCAAAAGCCUCGUCAUCAAACUACGACCAACAAUUUAUGAAUCAAUGUUCAAACUAUAGCAGUAGAGAGUCUCUUAUGCAAAACAAAGAUCAGGAAUCAAAAAGUAAGAUAGAGAUGAACAGGGCUUUUAGGAACUCAGUACCAUCAGACGAAGUAACACCCAAAGAUGCUCAGCUUCUAUUGCACGAUACCAGCGAGAAAAAUCGUAGUAUAGAACAGUUUCAUGAAAGAUUACCUCACCCAAUAUCAGACAAUAAUUCAGGCCAGUUAUCAUAUAAUCCAUUACUAGCUGGUGACUCAAACUUAUCGCGCUACGGAAUAGAUCCGUCGCGCUUAUCACUCUUGAUAGCAUCAUCAUCAUCCUGCACUGACUCACCACGAAGCACGGUUUCGGAAGUAGAAUCAGUGUCAAAGAAAGCCAUCGGCAGAGAACAAUCUCGUAGUCAAAGAAAUUCAUCAUACGCCGGUAAUGACUAUGGGAAUCCUAGGCCCAGCUUCAGAAGAGCUAUCGGGGCAUACUCUGAGAUCAGGCCCGGCUACAUAAACGAACCAACAUCUAGAUAUGACAUGGAGGCUAACAUGGCUCCUAGCAGCGAGGAUUGGAAAGAUAAGGGCGCUGCUGUGGGCAUACGAGAGGAAUAUGACUCAAGUGGUAACCUUGUGCUGCGUCAGGUUAAGAAGGGUGUCAGAGAUUUUGUUUUCGGCCACCUUUUGGGAGAGGGAUCUUACAGCCAAGUAGUUCUUGGUACAGACCGGCAAACUUUAAAGGAAUAUGCGGUCAAAGUACUGGACAAGAAGCACAUUAUCAAAGAAAAAAAAGUCAAGUAUGUCAAUAUAGAAAAGGACACCUUGAAUCGAUUAAUCGAACAUCCAGGUAUUGUAAGGCUCUAUUAUACAUUUCAAGAUAGCGCUUCGCUUUACUAUGUACUGGAUAUAGCUAGUGGCGGUGAGCUAUUAGGCGUCUUGAAAAAAGUGGGAUCAUUUGAUGAGGAAUGCACGCGAUUUUAUGGAGCACAGAUACUCGAUGCUAUCGAACAUAUGCACAAAAGGGGCGUAAUUCAUCGAGACCUUAAGCCGGAGAACGUCCUUAUGGAUGAUAAAAUGCACGUAAAAAUCACAGACUUUGGCACGGCAAAGCUUCUACCGGAUCCGCGGAAACAAAAGGAUAAAUCGGGCAGUUAUGACUUUAUUGAUGAUGAAGAUGAGUCUUCGCGCGCAAAAUCGUUUGUUGGAACUGCAGAGUAUGUGAGUCCUGAAUUACUAACGGAAAAAAAUGCUUGUAAGGCAAGUGACCUUUGGGCAUUUGGCUGUAUUAUCUAUCAAUUACUCACAGGAAGGCCGCCAUUCAAAGCAUCAAAUGAUUACCAAACUUUCCAAAAGAUCGUGAAUCUUGAAUAUGAAUACCCACCCGGCUUCCCCCGGCAGGCUAAAGAUCUUAUUGACCGUCUCCUCGUUUUAGAUCCACAAAAACGCCUGUCAAUCGAACACAUCAAGUCUCACCCAUUCUUCGAGGGGACUCAAUGGGGUCGUGACUUGUGGAAGCAAAAGGCGCCGAGGCUAAAGCCAUACGUACCCCAACCCCAGGAACCUAAUAUAAUCAAGCUCAGCAGCGGUUACCCGAAUAUCCAUGGGAACACUAAAAAUAAGCGUGGGUCGAAAAUCUCAUCAAAUGGUACAUCUCGGCCGCAUCCAACAGUAAUCACUGAGCUCCCUCCUCCAACUCAACUCGACAUUGAAUGGUCACCUGUCCUAACAAGAAAUAAUGAACGGAUAUUAAAACUUGGGAACCUAAAUGUCUCCACGAACCCCAUCUCACACAGCUCGAGCACGCGUAAUGCAGAUCACGGUGAUAACCAUGAAAGAAAAAGACUUUCAAGGUUCUUCGGUGGGAACUCAAAUAAGAAAAGGCAGCGACUAGUAAUUGUUACUUCCAGUGCACGAAUCGUUCUUGUCGCAGCAGGGGGCGAGGAGAAAAAGUUGAAGACAGAAAUUUCGUUAUUAGGAUCCGAAUGUUCCUGGCAAGUACAAGCCGACACCAAAGGUCAGGAAAUUUGGUGUGUUUAUAAUCAAGGCACCCAAUAUUCGUUUGAAGAUUCAAAAAACGCCGUAGUAACAGGGGAUGCACCCAAAAGUUCUGCACAGCAAUGGAUUGAUUCUAUCGAGCGCGCCAAAGAAAUUGCUACAUCCCAGUCCGUGAUUAAUUCUUUUAACAAUGAUAUUGGUUUUGAUGUGAUAUCAACCAUGUCCAGCCCAAAAAGCGCACGGUUUAGCGGUAAAAAUUAUUGUGAGAGUAUCAACAUUAACGACCGGUCUAGUCGAUCUUAUCUGAAAAAAGGGUUGACAAAUCUCGGCGGUGAUGAAGCCGAAAAUUAUGGAAAAAAGAGUAGAUUUGGUAAGAGACAAUCCAAGAGUGGGUUAUCAAUACCAUUUUGA
Messenger RNA from Blumeria graminis f. sp. triticale, 2655 nucleotides. NCBI's taxonomy places the organism in Eukaryota, Fungi, Ascomycota, Leotiomycetes, Helotiales, Erysiphaceae. The record is from the annotation of a GenBank genome assembly.